Plectropomus leopardus (leopard coralgrouper) is the source of this 2267-nucleotide messenger RNA. It is a transcript of the gene vsig10l, whose product is annotated as V-set and immunoglobulin domain containing 10 like. Gene Ontology annotation, molecular function: protein binding. NCBI's taxonomy places the organism in Eukaryota, Metazoa, Chordata, Actinopteri, Perciformes, Serranidae. The record is from RefSeq and is a predicted model, not a curated record.
CUCGCACGCGCCCCGCUGUCAGCUCCAGCUCGAGAACGCAGGAGUUCACACAGGACGCUUCUGUUUUUAUGUGCUCGGAUUUUCACUCCAAAAUCAGCCUAACAAAGAUUUUCGGGUACCCUUAAACUCGUGAGGUAGUCGACUGUCGUCCUGUUUUAAUUAAAAUGUCGUGGUCGGAUGGAUGCGGGAGAUUAAGCGCAUUUUUUCUGGCCAUUUUACUCAGCUUUACCCUUCAAGGUGCAUACUGUGAACUAUUGGUCUCUCCUGUUGGCUCCACUGUGGUGAAUGCUUUGGCUGGCAACAAUGUGACUCUGGCUGUGUCCUUCAGUGGCGCCCCUGACCCAGCAGUUACCUGGUUUAUGGAAGAUUUACCUGUCAUCACAUGGACUAUUAACUCUGCUGCUCCCCCAGACGUAGCCGAAAACAGAAGAGAGGUGCUUAGAAUUGAGCCAAAUGGAUCCCUUACCUUAGUCAAUGUGCCUCUCGACUAUAGCAGCAACUACACCAUUGAAAUGACCAAGUCUGGACUGGGAAAAUCCUUUACUUCUUUCAAUCUGACAGUAUUUGAAAUAAUCCAGAAUGUGGUUCUGACCUCACGGCCUGCUUUUGCCAUAGAGGGAACUGAACUGUUCACCCUUCAAUACAGCAUGCUGCAAGGAGUGGUCGAGCAACAGUCGUGGUUCUUCAAUGGCACAGAGAUAAAAUCCAACUCACACUACUCUGUGGAGAAAAGCAGCGUUGUGAUCCUCAGGCCAAACCGAAGGGACGCAGGACAGUACACGGUGUCACUGACGAACCCUUUCAGCAGUGUGACAGCUCACAUAAACGUCACCGUGCUGUACGGACCAGACGAGCCCAUGCUUGAGGCCCGUCCAGCUCGAUCUUUCUACGUAUCAGGAGACUCUCUGAGCGUCUCCUGCCAGGCGGAGGGAUUCCCACAACCGACUGUAAAGUGGGUCUUUGGUGGUCAGACCCUUGAUUCCCGUGAAGGAGGGCUAAAUCUAACACAUGUACAGACCAGUCAAGGAGGCAUUUACACAUGCAUGCUGCUCAAUGAGGAGACUAACAAACAGAGUCAAAACAGCAUUCUUAUAAAUGUUUAUGAGAGGCCAUCAGGCAAACCGGUGUGCUCUGUGCGGUCGGUGAAUAAUGUCGACCUGCAGUACCACUGUCUGUGGUCGGGGGGAACUCCACUGGCCCAGCUUUCGUUCCCAGCACUGAGCAAUACCAGCAGUGGAGCAGGGAACUUCAGCCUGACGCUCACCGCCUUCGAUGAACUCAAUGAGAAAACUGUCACGUGCACUGCAUACCACCCAAUUGAAGAGAAUAACUGCAAUAUUACUGCAAGUAGUCCCGUGAAGUUCCUGCCGGCUGUGAGAAUCACAGUUGACUCUGAGGGCAAAAUAGUGGUCACUAUCCGCUGUGUCAGCGAGGCCUCGCCAAAGGCUGUGGUUUCAUGGUUCAAAGGCAGCGAGGCUGUCACCAGGAAGACAACAUACCAGAUCAGCAAUGACAACACACAGCUCCAGAUUCGGGAUUACAACGUCAGCAACUUAAUCUCCCAAAACUACACCUGUACAUGUCGCAACCCACUGGGCAGCCAGAGGAGGGAAAUUCACUUAAAAGGACCCAUGAUAACAGAUUUCAGUUUGUUCCCAAAUCCCGAUGGAACCAUCGUCACAUUGACUUGGGAGGUCCCGCCCACCUCUGUUGUUACAGGGUUUGACAUCCAAAUGAAAGGACCAGACCUCCUGAGCAAAAAUCGUAAUGGCACCAACACCAGAGGCAGCUCAGACAGAUUUCACAGCAUCCAGCAGAAGCCUGGCUCUGCCAGGAGUGCAGACAUCUUUGUCCUCGAUCCCCACCAGACAUACAGGUUUCGGGUCAUCCCCAAAGCUCUUAUGACUGAAGGAGAGCCAUCUGAAGUCCACAGAAUUGGUCCAGGUGACGGUCUGAGUGGAUCUGCCAUUGCUGGCAUCGCAGCAGGAAUCCCUUGCAGCCUUCUCUUUCUAGUCCUGCUGGGAAGCUUCAUCUACUUUUGUGUCUACUGGAACAAGAACAAAAGUCGGCAGACAAGAUAUCCAGCAUCCAGAGCUGUUGAGAAGGCGAUAACAACCCAAAUAGAAGCAACUCCCCAUAACCUGCUGACAGGAGGGCUGAAGUCUCUCCCCGAUUACAACAGAUUACAGCAGACUCCCUCUGAAAGAUCGGUGGCUCUCCCAACUUUUGUCCCUCCAGCGCCUGUCAGAGUUGCUACAACUGUCUAA